Messenger RNA from Anoplophora glabripennis (Asian longhorned beetle), 2758 nucleotides. Its product is annotated as protein zyg-11 homolog B-like. Lineage: Eukaryota; Metazoa; Arthropoda; Insecta; Coleoptera; Cerambycidae. Bases 201 to 2441 code for a protein of 746 amino acids. The transcript has 6 exons. The record is from RefSeq and is a predicted model, not a curated record. Gene Ontology annotation, cellular component: Cul2-RING ubiquitin ligase complex.
UUGACAGCAACAGAAGAAUAUGGCAGUGAAAUAUUUAAGUAUUUUUAUCAAAUUCGUCAACAAAAUAUUAAAUAACCAGUAUGAUCUCUUAAAAUUAUGUUAAACUUUUUAUUCUCAACAGUCUUUGUAAGUUAAAACUCAAUGUAACGUCAAAGAUACUCAUUUGUUCACAACAAAGAGGUUAGAAAUUGUAAAAAAAAAUGUUUGAAAGCCCAAGUACCUUGGAAGAUUUGUGUUUAGACACGAUUUGCGAUAAUAUUAUGAUAUAUGCAGAGCCUCAGAGAAAGACCAAAGAAGGUUUGUGGGAAAGAAUAAGUUCUAUCGAAGAUUAUGCGGGAUGUGAGAAACGAUAUGUAUUUCAUGAUCCUGAGAUUUUUCUAAUUAAUGAGGUAUCUGAGAAGUUACUGAGGAAAUUCUGUGAGAAAGGUUAUCUUUGUGAUGCAACCCUAAACUUAUUUACAGAGAACAAUACAAAGUUAAGAAAUGUGAAAUUAAAAAAUUGUGAAGUGACAAAAAAAGGAGCUCAUAUUUUUAAGCAGCAUAAAAUCGUAGACUUGGAGUGUAUUAACUUGAAGAGAAUUAGUAUUGGAGAAAUUUAUGAUUGUUUAAAUGAAUGGUCUGUUGAGAAUAUGACAAAUGUAAAUUUUUCAUACUGUAGUGCUAUUGAUGCAAACCGGCACAAUUUUAUAAUAAAAAUAUCUAAUUUAAAGAAUUUAAGAAGUCUCAAUUUGUCAAAUACAGAACUGAACCAAAAAAUGUUCAAAAUCAUUUGUGAAGAUUUAAAAUUAUUAGAGAAGAUAGAUAUUUCCAACACUCAAGUUACGGAUUUAAAACCACUUACCAUGUUGUCUUCAAAACUUACAAGUCUGUCAAUUUGUGAUAUGGCUCAAGUUGAGCAUUUGGUAUCUACGAUAGAACAGUUAAAACUGUUAAAAUAUUUAGAUAUUAGUUUUUACACUGAAAAAGUGGACAGUCAGACAUACAACCAAAAUUGUCCCAUCACAGAAUUUUUGGAAAAUCAAUACAUAUUACCUGAUCUUAUGGUAUUAGAUGUAUCUGGUUGGAAAGACUUGAUAUCGCAGCAGGUUCUAUUGCGAUUUAUUGAAACACAUCCUAAAUUGGAAUUUUUGGGCAUUGUCCUGUGCGCUGUGACUUUCGAUCCUGUAUUUUCAGAUCCCACUAGUACGAAUUACCCACAUAAUCUAACUAUUGCUGGUUUAGGCAAUGAAGAGCACAUCAAACUCACUUUAAAGAGACAUAAAGGAAGGUCAAACUAUGUCCAAAAAGCAUUAUACCACCUGUUCCAACUAACCAGCAUAUUCAAAGAGGCCAGACCAGACAUCUUCAACUUGGUUCUACCUGUGAUGGAAGCCCAUUCCAGCAGAUUCGGCGUACAGAUGGCAGCCACGGCUUGCCUGUACAACUUAACUCGUGGAGAUCUCUCAAAAAAUAUACAUCCGAAAGCCCUCAGCAACGGCGUGAACCUAACGCUCUUGGCGAUGAAAACUUUUCCUAAAGAGUUUCAGCUACAAAAGAACUCUUUGUUGACACUCUGUAGUGACCGUAUAUUGCAGGAAGUUAACUUCGAUAAGUUUAAGUGCGCUAAAUUAGUUCUUGAUGCCUUGUGUACAUUCGAUGACGUUAAUAUGAACAGGAUGGCGGUGGCUAUCUGCAGCAUCCUGGCGGCUAAGGUUAGCACGAAACAGACUUCGGAGCUGGGUGCCACACCGAAAUACAUGAGGAAACUGCUAGCGAUGGUCCAGAGCAGAGUCGACACUAUAGUUGUCGAUAUCACUUUGAGGUUUACUUUGAGUGCGCUGUGGAAUCUGACGGACGAGAGCGCCGCUACUUGCGCCGUUUUCUUGGAGCAAGGAGGUGCUCACUUGUUCCUGAACGUUUUGAGGACUUUUAAGGGCGAUUCUACUAUAGAAACCAAGGUUUUGGGUCUUUUGAACAACAUAGCGGAAGUGGUAGAUCUGCGCCACAGCCUCAUGCUCGACUCGCUUAUGAGCGAACUCUUCCACCUGCUGAAAUCGGAGAACAUCGACGUCAGCUACUUCGCCGCCGGCAUAGUCGCCCAUCUGGCGUCGGACGGCGAGUUACGGUGGACUAUUUCGAAUCGCAAGAGGGGCGAGAUGCUGCUGGAAUUAGAAAACGCGGUUUCUCAGUGGAAGGUCCCCGACAACGAAAUGGUCGCUUACAGGAGUUUCAAGCCAUUUUUUCCUCUGUUGCGGACGGACAUGGACUACCAGGUGCAGCUUUGGGCGGUUUGGGCUAUACAUCACGUGUGCACUAAGAAUCCUACACGCUACUGCUUGAUGCUUAGGGAAGAAAAGGGUCACGUUUUAUUGACCGAUCUUUUAAACUACGUCGAUUCCCACCCCGAGAUCAAGCACAUAUGUUCCCAAAUCCUAGAGACAUUAGAUGUCACCGGAAUGUGAAAUGCGGUAUGUUGGUUGCACCAACGUAAAUGUUAUUUUAAAAUUUUUAUUGAAUUUAUUUUCAAUAUAUGUGAUUUUUACAUUAUAAGUUUUAUCAGAAGUAUUUUUAAAUGAAUUUUUAUUGCAAUAAUGAAAAUUGUUACGUUUUGUUUGCAGCUUUAAAAGAUUUUACAAGUCUGAGACAUUGGUUAUAUUGUUGUUAUGAAUCAAGUUCUUUUCACGCAACGUACUAUAAAAAAUUUAAUGUUACGUGCCAAUAUGGAUAUUAUAUGUCCUGUACAAAAUAUUGUAUAAUUGUUAGACAUUAUAUACUAAUU